Messenger RNA from Xenopus laevis (African clawed frog), 3526 nucleotides. RefSeq names its product zinc finger protein 239. The record is from RefSeq and is a predicted model, not a curated record. Lineage: Eukaryota; Metazoa; Chordata; Amphibia; Anura; Pipidae. Bases 2330 to 3424 code for a protein of 364 amino acids. The transcript has 2 exons.
AAGGUAUUUGUCUGUAAAUUGUGUACCCUUUGUACAGCAAUGUACUGCUGGCAUUUUAUAAAUAAAUAGAAUAAUAAUUUACUAGAUUCUACAGAUCUGGGACUGCUUUGCUCCCACCCCUCAUUUUUAACACUCUACUUCUUAAUUCAUUGUUCUGUUCCAUCCUAGUACCUCCCCCAGCCCUCCCCAGCCCCUCAACUGUGUUAGCCGGCUUCGCAAACAAAAGAUCCUUCUUCUGCUUUGCCAGCAGUAGCUAUACUCCACCUAUAUAAAUCCACUUUCUGUUUCACGUGAUUGUUAGUGAUCAUCGGAUGCAGCCUAUACAGUUCCAUGCUGGGUAUCCUGGGAAUUGUAGUUUAAACCUGAUCUGCUAGGAUACGAAGAGGGAGAGAGAACUACACUUUCCGACAUACUCUGGGGCUUCUCUCUCCAAAUGGCUGGUGAAAUCCUCCAGUCAGAGCCCAGCUCACACAAAGGGCCAUCUGCGGCAGGUAGGAGGUGAGCCAGGGAUGUGGCUGUAUUCUGUGUGGGUAUUGUUUAUUAAUAUGGGGACAGAAGGGCUGUAAAACUAAUGUGUUAGAGGAUAUUAUUAGCACAAACAGAAUCAGCCUGGGUGCCUAUAUAUGUGAGUGCUUACAUUAAAUUCUGCUAUUAAAUUAAACCUAAAUAUUUGUAUCCCCAUAAGAUACAUGUGAGUUUAUAUAUACUGAAUACUGCAAUUGUAUGCCUUUUGUUAAUUCAUGAGCUGUUGUAAUCAUAAAUACAUAUGUGGUAUUUCUGUGUACCACUAUACACUAUUAUCUAUUAAAUAAUAAGGAUUCUGUUAGACUGUUAGCUAGGUUGCACCAAUUGCAUUUAAAGAGAUAAAUAAUCAAGCCAAGAGCAAUCAGUGCAUGCAGGGCUGUUCACUGGUUUAGCCUUUGUCUUUUUAGUGCAGUAAUAGGGUGGUGGUAUCAAGAUGGAGCACUGUAUAUAAAGAGAAAAAAGAAGUCAUGUUUUUGCAAGAAAAAAUUGUGUGCAAAUAUAAUUUCUGACACAGGGGGACCCUGUAACUACACUUAAUGGUGGUGGUAACUCCAGGGUUCCUAAGACAGCCUGUGUCAAUAAACGAAGUAAACUUGCGCCUACAGAAUGAGGUUGCAUUGUUACCUCGAGAAGUUAGACUGGAAUUGUUGGAACACACAUUACAUUGUGAUUUAAAGCAUGGCAAUUGCACACAACAUUGUACUUUACACACUGUGCCUUGGUGAGUUAAGGACCCCAUAUGCCUGACUCUUCUCAGCAAGCACCACAGAGUGAUCAUCAUCUUGCUUCUUGCUCUUUUCAUUUGGGUGCUUAUAUGCAGUAGAGUGAAAAACCAAACUUGAACAAAAAACACAGGCUUUUUUACUCUGCUGUGCGUGUGUCGGCCAGGAGCCACUGAUGAAUGAAGAAGAGUAAAAAGAAGAUCACUUCAUGGUGCUCACUGAGAAGUACCCCGGAGCACCAGCCCACGGCAUAAGGUAAGUUAUAAUAAUCAAGUGAGUUGUGCCUAACAUUUGGCAACUCCCCUUCUCCAGUAACUGAAUCCUUCCUUCUCACACACAAUCUUCAAGAUUUUUUAACUUUUAUCCUGGCUUUGUUCAAAGCACAAAUAUGGCAUACCCUUAUACCUGCUUUCUGUACGUCACUAAUACCAAGGGCUUCCACCUUAUGCCUUGAUAAAUCCAAAUACCUACAUUCUGCCCAAUAACAUGCAAAGAUUGUAACCUGGAAUAGAGAUAACAUCAAAUUUAAUGGAUAUCUAUAGAGAUUCAAAUUGGGUCUUGUGUAUAAUCUAGAUCUGCCUGAUAACUUUUUUCCUAUCUUCUUCACAGAUUUCAAGGCCCCAUGUAGCUGCUUCAGUGGCAGCUAGGGUUGCCACUUUUUUUUGAAAAAAAUAUCAAGCAUAAUUUUUACCAGUCCGGCCAGUAAAAUACUGGCCAGGUGGCAACCUUAGUGGUCAUCCCCAAUGCAGAACAAAUGGGGACCAUAUUCCUUUUCCAAGAGGCACAGUUUCUGAAGACGCCUUUUAAAUAUUGCAGUUAUGCUAAUGCUGACCCAUCCUUAUGCCUCAAGAGAGAGAAUAAGCCUGAUUACCCAAAGUUCAGGAAUUUUACAACACAGAAAGGACAACCUUGGACUUUGUAAAGAAUCUGACUUCUACACAUCCAACUGAACCUGUUUUCUUGCUUAUUAUUAAUUUAAUUGAUGACUAGUCAAAUACUUUGGCACCACAUUUUCUCUGUUUAUUAGGUUAUCGGAUGAAUUUGUCUCUCUCUUACGUCAAAACUAGCAUUUUGUCUGGAUUAUGGAAGAUAAACCUUUACAAUGUCAUCCAGACGAAGCCAGUUUACUGAGAGGAAAUCCAUGUCCAGUUAAUUUGCCAGAUACACUGAGCCAAAAUGAGAUGGAAAAUGGACCCUCGUUGCAAGAAACCAAAGAAAGUUUCCAAGCACCAGUCAAGACUAGCAGAAGUGAUCUAGAAAAUGAUACAUUUCUGAUAAAGGACCUAUCUUCCAGAUAUCAGUACAGUGAUCCAUUUGGUGGCACUUCUAGGAAAGAGCAGAAGAUGAAGUACAGAGGUUGGACAGGACACAGACAGUAUGUAUGCAUGGACUGUGGGAAAUGCUUCACUCACAGCUCUACUCUUUCAACCCAUCAACGUACCCAUACAGGGGAGAAACCCUAUGGCUGUUCUGACUGUGGCAAGUGUUUCACUCGCAGCUCCACGCUCGCCACUCACCAAAGGAUCCACACUGGAGAGAGACCGUACGUAUGUAUGGAGUGUGGAAAGACUUUCAUUCAGAGCUCGCACCUUGUGUUGCAUCAGAGGAUACACACAGGCCACAAACCAUAUUGCUGUGCGGAUUGUGGGAAACGUUUCAGCGACAGGUCACAUUAUGUCAUACAUCAAAGGACUCACACUGGGGAAAAACCUUAUAUGUGCACUCAGUGUGGAAAAAGCUUUACCAGCAAUUCCAAUCUUGUAGCCCACCAUAAACUCCACACCGAAAAUACCAUUUACAUCUGUAAUCAGUGUGGGAAGAGUCUAAGUAACAGACUAACAUUUGCUAGCCAUCAAAAGACUCACCUGGCAGAAAAACCAUUUGUAUGUGUGGAGUGCGGCAAAGGCUUUACACGUAAGCUGCAGCUGGUGUUGCACAAGAGAAUCCACACGGGUGAGAGACCCUUUGCAUGCAAAGACUGUGGGAAAAGGUACACUCGCAAGUCGUAUCUUAUCAUACAUCAGAAGAUCCACACUGCGGAGAUGCUGUAUGCCUGCAGUGAGGGUGGCGAGAGCUUUCAUGAACACUCUAGUCUCAACUCACACCGGAAAUGCCAAAAGGACGAGGGACCCAUAUUUGACAGCAGAGAAGACAAAAGCUUGGUAUCACAGCAGUGAUUGUGGUAGUUCUCAAAUAAAUGACCCCUAGUGAAUGUAUACUACAGCUUUUAAAGUGGUGGUUCACCUUUAAAUUAACUUAGUAUGCUACAGAAUGGCUUA